This is a messenger RNA of Oryzias latipes (Japanese medaka), 2264 nucleotides long. The record is from RefSeq and is a predicted model, not a curated record. Lineage: Eukaryota; Metazoa; Chordata; Actinopteri; Beloniformes; Adrianichthyidae.
UGCUCACAGCUCAUUCUGCUCAAGGGGCCGGCUUUUGAACCAUGUCCCAGCCUGAGCACCGGGACGGCUAAUGCCACUUUGGGAAGUAAGGGCCUCCUCUUAAGCCCUGUGAGCUGCAGCAACAAACGGGACUGUGAGAGGAAGUGGAAGGGAGCACCUCAGAGGACUGGGACAAAACAGACAGAGAGAUGAGAGCACAGCUGCCGCGUCAAGACGCAAUACAGAACACACGUGAGACCAUAACUGACGGAAACAGCUCAACACUGGUAGCAAAAAGGGAGGCCUGGAGGGAACCCUAGCAGCUGUCCAUCAAUCCUUCCAGCCAGCAGCCAUGCAGGGGCUGGUUUGGAGCCUGUGUGUCCUGCUCUGCCUCUCGCUGUGGGAAGAGAGUUCCUGCAGGAGCUCCAGGGAAACCCAGAGAACCAAAGAGCCUUUCCUUAAGAGAAGUAAAAGAGCUCCUACAGAUCCCAACGCUAAACAGUGUUCCUAUACUUUUCUGGUGCCUGAGCAGAGAAUUACAGGUCCGAUCUGUGCCAGCACCACAGGCCCGGAGCCAGACAAGGACAGAGUGACCCGUAUGGACAUAGCAGAUGUGAGGGAAGUUCUUAACAAACAGCGGCGUGAGAUUGAGACGCUGCAGCUGGUGGUGGAUGUGGAUGGUAACUUGGUGAACGAGAUGAAGCUGCUGCGGAAAGAGAGCCGAAACAUGAAUUCCCGGGUGACCCAGCUCUACAUGCAGCUGCUCCAUGAGAUCAUCAGGAAAAGAGACAAUUCUCUGGAGUUGGCCCAGCUGGAGAACCGCGUCCUAAAUGUGACCUCGGAAAUGAUGCGUCUGGCUUCGAGGUACAAGGACCUAGAGGCCCGCUUCGCCACAAUAGCUGGGGUGGUCAACAACCAGUCCGUUCUCAUCACUGCCUUAGAGGAGCAAUGCCUGAGGAGCCUGGGGCAGGGUGAACGCGCCCAAGCUCCUCCAUUGGUGCGGGCAGUGCCACAGAACAUUCCGGUUGACAACCGUUUCACCAAUGAGAUUCAAAGAAACAGCAGGGCCUUUACACGAGGGUCGCGGAAGAACUCCCCAACUGUGAGCCCCUUUGGGAUCGACCCUCCACCGCCACAGGGAACGCUAACUUCUGAUGGUCCUUUCAAGGACUGCUAUGAGGUGCGGCAAGCUGGUCACACCACCAGUGGGAUGUAUCUGCUCAAGACAGACAACAGCGAUCGACUGUUCCAAGCCUGGUGUGAACAUGGUCUUGACAAUGGUGGAUGGACUGUGUUGCAAAGGAGGCGAGGUGGCGCAAUCAACUUCUUUAGAAACUGGGACACCUAUAAGAAAGGCUUUGGCAACAUUGACGGUGAGCACUGGCUUGGGCUCGAAAAUAUUUACAACCUGUCCAAACAGGGCGACUAUAAGCUGAUGAUAGAGCUGGAAGACUGGGCAGGAAAGAAGGUUUAUGCAGAGUACAGCAGUUUCCACUUGGAAUCAGAAAAUCAAGGCUAUCGACUGAGGUUGGGCACCUACCAGGGCAAUGCUGGAGACUCCCUCAGCAGCAACAACGGAAAACAAUUCACCACACUCGACCGGGACAGGGAUGCUUUCAGUGGCAACUGUGCCCACUUCCAUAGGGGCGGCUGGUGGUACAAUGACUGUGGUCAGACGAAUCUAAAUGGAGUGUUUCACAGCGGAGGAGUGUAUCGCAGCAAAUUUCAGGACGGGAUCUUUUGGGCAGACUAUGGUGGAGGUUUCUACUCUCUAAAGUCUGUUCUUCUCAUGAUCCGACCAAUUGACUAAAACCUCAAAGUGUUUCAAGUGCGGUUGAAGAACCCAUCUGUCAUUUGAUUAUCCUUUACUUGUAAAGAUGAAGGCAGAGGAAGCCAUCUCUGCCAGUGUAUCCACAGCCUUAGACACACAGCUGAAAAGGGAGAGGACUCGCGUAACUACGUGCCUGUCCAUCUGCGUAUGGCUAAGCUGGCUUUGGCAUGUACAUAUCGUUGGGACUUAUUUUCUACCGUUAAUUUAAGAGGUGUGAUUCAACUCAGGCCAAACGUUUAGUGUUGUCACUCUGCCACUCUUUGUUAUUUAUCAGUGUAUUUAUAGUGAAUGUAGUCAGUUAUGUACUCCUGUUACGACUAAGACUUUUCAUGUAGAGAAUUCACUUGCAACACUUUAAGAGAACACAUAAAACAACAAAUCAAGAGUGAAUGUGGAUACAGAAUAUGCAAUGCUAGACAUCCAAAAUAAAUACAUAUUUUUAUAAACAUAAAAA